Messenger RNA from Darwinula stevensoni, 3931 nucleotides. Lineage: Eukaryota; Metazoa; Arthropoda; Ostracoda; Podocopida; Darwinulidae. The record is from the annotation of a GenBank genome assembly.
CGAGACAGCAGAGGGCAGACAAGUGCAGGAAGAUGGCGACCUGCAGGACGUGACACUCGUGUACUUGCUUAUGACGUAGAGCUAGGCUUGGUAGGGAAUUCAGUCCAUUUCUGUCCAUCGUUCUUGCUCAACCCUACCUGAAGGAAAGUCCCAUCCAACUGCUUCUAUUAGUUACAUUUUCCGGCAAUAUAUGUGAGGAACACGCGUUACCUUGGAGUACUGAAGAAUGAGCACCUUUCAAGCACGAGUGCUGUACGAUUUCAAAGCUCAGCCCGGAACGGGUGAGCUCACUGUAACAGAGGGAGAAAUUUUGACAGUUUUAAGACGGGAUGUCGGUGAAGGUUGGUGGGAAGGACGAAAUGCUGCUGGGGAGGCUGGCCUUUUCCCCGAGGCUUAUGUUGAGCUAUUAUCAUCAGGACCCCCAUCAGUUCCUCCUCCCCCCCUUCCUCCUGGAUUUAACAAUGGUGGAGAUACCCUCUCACCUGUUUGGGAUCAGAAGCCAGUAACAUCUGCAUGGGAUCAUCCAGCUGGAUCAACUGCCUAUGAUCGAUCAGCUUCAACUUCUACACCUGCUAGUGCAACCUCUCCUCCAUGGAAUAGUGGCUGGCAGGCUCAGCAAAAUUCAUAUCCCCAGGUCAGCUGGAGCGGAUACGGGAGCCCUCCCUCUCCUCCCAUGGCCAUCACGUCCUCCAGUUUCCCCGAGGAAGACAGGCGAUGGAGCGGUGGAAGUGGGGCGUCGGGGUCGGGACUGGGUCCGCCACCACCUAUCAUCACCCACACCGCCGCCACCCCUCAGGGAUCACCUUGUCCCACGAUUCAUGAUGUGCUCGAGGAACCCAAGUACGAGUUCUGGUGUUUCAUGCAACGGGGCUCGGGGAGCCCAUUCCGUUUCCCCUUCCUCAUUGCCGGGACAGGAGAAAAGAGGAGCGACGCGUUGAGCCGUCAGACGUCCAAUGCGUCCAAUGCGUCCGUCGUUUCACCAAAAAUCAACAGCCUACCCCUCACCGCUCUCAAAUUGGACGAUCUCUCAGCGAGCGAUAAGGAGCUUUACAAGAUCUGCUGGUACUUUGAACCCAAGGGCUGCUUUAAGGACAAGGAAUCCUAUUCCCUCUUCCUCUUCUCUCCAGAAAACAGAUUUCGGAAGUUUUGCCUGUGGUUUACAAGAAAAAAAGCGUUCGACCACGUGAUUCUGGCCUUUAUAGCCUUGAAUUGCCUGACGUUGGCCAUGGAGAGACCAACCAUCCCACCGCAUUCCGUGGAAAGGAUAUUCCUCAACUUCGCCAACUACGUAUUCACAAUUGUCUUCGGCUUGGAAAUGUUUUUCAAGGUAGUGGGAAUGGGUUUCAUGUACGGAGGGCAUGCGUACCUGAAGUCGGGCUGGAACGUGAUGGAUGGGAUCCUUGUCUUCAUUUCCCUCAUUGAUGUUUCCAUGCAAGUCCUCUCUGACGCAUCUCCCCGUAUCUUCAACAUCCUUCGGGUGUUCCGUCUCCUGCGCUCCUUGCGUCCCCUGCGAGUGAUCAAUCGAGCUCCAGGCUUGAAACUCGUCGUUCAGACCCUCAUCACAUCGCUGAAACCCAUCGGGAACAUCGUCCUCAUUUGCUGCACCUUCUUCAUCAUCUUUGGCAUCCUUGGCGUCCAGCUGUUCAAGGGAGCCUUCUAUCACUGCCAAGGGCCGAACAUAACCGGUGUGAGGACGAGGAGUGAUUGUGAUGGUGAAAAUUACAAAUGGGUGAACCAAAAAUACAAUUUUGACAACCUUGGACAAGCCCUUAUGUCCCUCUUUGUGCUGUCCUCCAAGGAUGGUUGGGUCUCCAUCAUGUACCAGGGUCUCGAUGCCGUCGGAGUCGACAAACAGCCGGUGGAGAAUUAUUCCGAAGGGCGACUGCUGUACUUCAUUUCGUUUCUUCUCCUCGUGGGAUUCUUCGUGCUCAACAUGUUCGUUGGCGUCGUCGUUGAGAACUUCCAUCGAUGCCGAGAAGCCCAGGAAAAGGAAGAAAAAGCGCGACGGGCAGCGAAAAGAGCCAAGAAAUUGGAAAAGAAGCGGAAAAGUACGCCUCUCCUCACCAAUCUCUCCCGUGAUGAUCAUGACAAUCAAUCCAGUUCCUCGGAUUCCGAUUCCGGGAGUAGGGGAGGGAAAACGGCGGAUCGUCUCGGGCUGCGGGAGCCACCGUAUUAUAUGGACUAUAGUCGCUGGAGGCUGUUGGUACACAACAUCGUGACGUCGAAGUACUUCGACCUGGCUAUCGCUGCCGUCAUCGGCCUCAACGUCGUCACCAUGGCCAUGGAAUUCCAUCUCAUGCCCGAUGCUUUGGAAUAUGCAUUGGAGAUCUUCAACUACUUCUUCACGGCUGUAUUUAUCCUGGAACUAGCUAUGAAGCUCGUCGCGCUCGGAGUGCGAAGAUACAUGAAGGACAAGUGGAACAUGUUGGAUGUGGGAAUCGUGAUAUUGAGCAUCGUGGGAAUCAUGUUCGAGGAGAUGAAGAACGAUAUCAUGCCAAUAAAUCCAACCAUCAUCCGGGUCAUGCGAGUCCUCCGAAUCGCCAGAGUGUUGAAGCUGUUGAAGAUGGCCAAGGGGAUUCGGGCAUUGUUGGACACGGUGAUGCAGGCGUUGCCUCAAGUCGGUAACUUGGGGCUUCUCUUCUUCCUCCUCUUCUUCAUCUUUGCCGCCCUCAGCGUGGAACUCUUCGGACGACUCGGUCAUAGUCCCUUGAAGAAAGUCCCAAGUGCCCCAGCCAAUAUGACUCUUUAUUCACUUAGUCGCUCUUGGCCGCUCAACAUCGACAAGCCCAAUCCUGAAAAAGACUUGAGAGUGGCGUUGGAGAUAUUACUGAAGUUGGAAGGGGAAAGGGAAAAGGAGCGGGAGUUGCCCCUGCCAGUGCUGUUUCCGGGGAAGGCAGUGAUGCCAAGUCCCAUCCAUGCAAGACGAGGACUCAAAGUCGGUCUAUCCGAAAGCAAACCCGACAUCUUGGAGCACGACAUCUAUCAACAUACUCCCUCUGUCUCUCUUUUGUCCUCCCCGAAUCCGAAUCCGGAUCUCGGAGACGAAGACGAAGACGAAGACGAAGACGAAGACGAGACCGCCUCGUUUCAGGAAAGGGCAAGAGGGACACUGAGGGGGACACUGAGCCUGGACGAGAGCCUCAGCGUGAGUCUCGCUCAGAGUUUCCUGACGAGUUUUGAGGAUCCAGAUGGGAAGUGCGACGUGGAUUCAUCUUUCUCCGUCUGUACCUCUCACGAUGACGAUGACCCACAACCCUGAAUUCCGUAGCAUACAUUCUCCCACUUCCCAGUCCCGAUUGGGAACCCAAAGAUCAAAAGUGCGGGGACACGAAGCACAAAUUUAAAUUCAAAAUGACUGCGAAGAAGUACCCCUUUCAUUUUGAACCCCUGUUGGUCAGUAUUAGCUGGAGCUGUGAUUCCGUGCCUCCCCUCCUCCAUUUUUCUUAGUGCACUCCACCUAUAAAUCUCGUAUCAGAUUUCUCAUAUGCUUGUCAUAAAAAAUCAACUUCCCGAUUUUUUAAAUUUCCAAAUCGUUUGGCUGCCAGGGAAUGAGAGAAGACUGGAAGUGUAGUCUUGAACUUAUUUUAUUUUAUUUUCACCCGGGUCUUUGUUCCCUUUGACAAUCUCCGUAAAUUGCAUGAUUCUGGGCACGGUGAGUAACGUGACAACAUUCGAGUCCUGUGAUGUUCCUUUCAUGUCACUUUCCACUCCGGAGUCUCCAUCUUCAUCCCCUUCCAGAAUUGUGCUAUUUUCACACUUUCUUUAUCUUUUUUUCCCUCUCCCUUUGACAUGGAAGUACCUCACAAAAUUGACACAAACGGUGGAUGAUGGUGCUAACUAUUAUUUCUUCCUUUUUAUUACCCCUUCAGAGCAUCAUGGUCCUUCCCCCCCCCCCCCCCUCUUCCAUCUUUCAGAUAGCGAUUGACGAGCG